UGUUUAUUGGUAAGUUCUUCCAGAUGUCAGUUCCAAAGCAUACGAAAUUAGUUCUUAUUGGGCUGGGUUUUCCGCCAGCGGGAUUGAAAAUUGGCGCCAAGAAACGGAGACACAGGAAGAGAAGCUGCCUGGGCGCCAUGUUAGAUAGGGCAUGUAUGACCAACAGCCCCUACCCGACCUCAGCCCCCUUGUGGGGUGACUCCUUCCAGAAAGAGGACCCUCUUCUCGCUGGCCCCAUCCUCCAGGGGAGGGACUCUCAUUCCAUCGAGCCCUUCCCAUGGGUCACUACCCACGCCCGCCACGCUGGAGGCUGUCACCGCGCCCCUGCACCCGCGCCUGCGGUCACUGCUCCCUGAGAGGGAGGUAACCCUUUCCUCCAUCCCCGAGGGGCGGUGACGCCUCCCCGGGCCCGCGCCGCCUCCUUCCGGGCCCUCCCCCGCGACGACGGACGGCAGGGCCUCCAGGGCGGGACUCCGGCGCGGGGACCAGGCGGCGGGGCGCGCGGCGGCGGCCGGGGCCAUGGCGGGCUGCUGCGCGGUGCUGGCGGCCUUCCUGUUCGAGUACGACACGCCGCGCAUCGUGCUCAUCCGCAGCCGUAAAGUGGGGCUCAUGAACCGCGGUGUGCAGCUGCUCAUCCUGGCCUACGUCAUCGGGUGGGUGUUCGUGUGGGAAAAGGGUUACCAGGAAAUGGACUCCGUGGUCAGCUCAGUGACUACCAAGGCCAAAGGCGUGGCUGUGACCAAUACUUCUACACUUGGGUUCCGGAUCUGGGAUGUGGCUGAUUAUGUGAUUCCCGCUCAGGAGGAAAACUCCCUCUUCAUCAUGACCAACAUGAUCAUCACCAUGAACCAGACCCAGAGCAUCUGUCCUGAGAUUCCUGAUAAGACCACUGUGUGCAAAUCAGAUACGGACUGCACUUCUGGGUCUGCCGACAUCCACAGCAAUGGUAGGAAUGGAGUCAAGACUGGAAGAUGCGUGCCGUUCAAUGGGUCAGUGAAGACCUGUGAGGUGGCAGCCUGGUGCCCGGUGGAGGAUGACACACAUGUGCCAAAGCCUGCUUUUUUAAAGGCUGCAGAAAACUUCACUCUUUUGGUUAAGAACAACAUCUGGUAUCCCAAAUUUAAUUUCAGCAAGAGGAACAUUCUUCCCAACACCACCACCACCUACCUCAAAUCAUGCAUUUAUGAUGCCAAGACAGAUCCCUUCUGCCCCAUAUUCCGUCUUGGCAAAAUCGUGGAGAACGCAGGGCACAGCUUCCAGGAUAUGGCUGUCGAGGGAGGCAUCAUGGGCAUCCAGAUCAACUGGGACUGCAACCUGGACAGAGCUGCCUCCCUCUGCCUGCCCAGGUAUUCUUUCCGCCGCCUCGAUACCCGGGACCUUGACCACAAUGUGUCUCCUGGCUACAAUUUCAGGUUUGCCAAGUACUACCGGGACCUCACUGGCGUGGAGCAGCGCACACUCAUUAAGGCAUAUGGUAUCCGCUUCGACAUCAUCGUGUUUGGGAAGGCUGGGAAGUUUGACAUCAUUCCUACCAUGAUCAACAUCGGCUCCGGCCUGGCGCUGCUGGGCGUGGCGACAGUGCUGUGUGAYGUCAUAGUCCUGUAUUGCAUGAAGAAGAGAUACUACUAUCGGGAGAAGAAGUACAAAUACGUGGAAGAUUACGAGCAGGGUCUUGGUGGUGAGACAGGCCAAUGAUGCCUACCCGACACCCGGGCUCCCCAAAGCCCUCAUCAAGCACAAUGAGAAGGAGGGAGAAAUGGCUGCUAUGUCACCCCAGAGAACAUUCCAGAUUCUGAUUCACUCUCCAUAAGUACUCAGGGUUGCCUGGUAGCUCCUACAUUCUGUGUGUGGGGGUUCAUUUGUCCCCUGGGCACAGUGGAUUACCAACCAGUGUGUUGUUGGCUGGGGCGAGUUGCUGGGGCCUUCUGCAGGCCCUGGGGCCAGCUUUCCCCAGAAGCUGCAGUCUCCAGCCCUCGCAGACGGGGCCAAUCCUGUGAGCCAAGACAACACCGUUCAGGCACUUUGUAAGGAAAAGAAAGCCUCUAGGCUCGUGCUCCCUAGACUUUAACAGGCCCAGGCUGCUGCUCCUCUCCCCCAAACCAGGAACAUUGUCCUUGCAACCGUGGUACAGAGUUGGCUCUCUUCCUCUGAGAACAGCUGUGAAGAGAUGGUUGAAGAUCAAACAUUAAAACAA
Molecule: messenger RNA, 2194 nt
Organism: Urocitellus parryii (Arctic ground squirrel)
Lineage: Eukaryota; Metazoa; Chordata; Mammalia; Rodentia; Sciuridae
Gene: P2rx4
Product: purinergic receptor P2X 4
Biological process (GO): response to ATP; calcium ion transmembrane transport
Cellular component (GO): plasma membrane
Molecular function (GO): purinergic nucleotide receptor activity; extracellularly ATP-gated monoatomic cation channel activity; ATP binding
Source: RefSeq, a predicted model, not a curated record